This is a messenger RNA of Dermatophagoides pteronyssinus (European house dust mite), 687 nucleotides long. Its product is annotated as SUMO-activating enzyme subunit 2-like. The record is from RefSeq and is a predicted model, not a curated record. NCBI's taxonomy places the organism in Eukaryota, Metazoa, Arthropoda, Arachnida, Sarcoptiformes, Pyroglyphidae.
AUGCCUCCGGCGCCGCGAAUUUUGCUCGUAGGCGCGGGCGGACUGGCGUGUGAGGUGCUCAAAAACCUCGUUGCCUUCGACAUCUCACACUUGUCGAUCUGCGACUUCGACAAAGUCGAACACUCGAACCUCAACCGUCAGUUCCUUUACGCGCAAGCGGACGUCUCGCGCUACAAAGCGGAGGUCGCGGCUGCGAAGGUUCGCGCGCUCGCCCAGAACCGAUUCACCGUGUCCGCGCACGUGGCCUACGUGCAGGACCUCGCGGAAGCGCUGUUCGCGGACCACGACGUCGUCGUCGCCGCGCUUGACAGCAUCUCGGCGCGCUCCUACCUCUCGCAGCUCUGCGUCGCGCACAAGAAGCCGCUGAUCGAUGGCGGCAGCACAGGCUUCAACGGACAGGCGCUGCUUCUCUGGGCGGCCGCAGGCACGGAGUGCUAUUCCUGCUCGCCCAAGCCGCGCACACGCGAAAUCCCCGCGUGUUCCGUGCGUGGCGUUCCGCACAAGCCGCAGGACUGCGUAAUUUGGGCGAAAUUCUUUUGUAGUUCUCCUUCUGCAACUUCAUGCGGUUCCAGUGUGACAUCGUUUCGUCGUCGAUCAGAACGCCAAUCAUUUACCGAGAGCCGCUUAUUCGAAUAUCUUCGUUUUUUUAAAGUUGUUGUUUGCAGCACUCUUUCGCACAAACGCUAG